This is a messenger RNA of Cryptomeria japonica (Japanese cedar), 2188 nucleotides long. RefSeq lists its product as uncharacterized. Bases 618 to 1718 code for a protein of 366 amino acids. The transcript is spliced from 10 exons. The record is from RefSeq and is a predicted model, not a curated record. Lineage: Eukaryota; Viridiplantae; Streptophyta; Pinopsida; Cupressales; Cupressaceae. Gene Ontology annotation, biological process: SREBP signaling pathway. Gene Ontology annotation, molecular function: cholesterol binding; ubiquitin protein ligase binding. Gene Ontology annotation, cellular component: endoplasmic reticulum membrane; endoplasmic reticulum.
ACAAUGACAAAGCAAAUUCAUAUCAAGUUCCUAUGUCUCGAUUAAAAAAAAUUCCAUUGGAAAAUGACAACACACCUAAACCAUGAAACAUGUCUACCUAAAUCUUGCUGGGUGAUCCAAAUGAUAUGACCUGCAACUGUUUAUUGUGCGAAUACAAUCCAACCUUCCAGAAAUUUACAAGUACCUUCCCAUGCAAAUAUCCAUUGACUUGAUUUGUACCCAAUUAUAAACAAUGCGACUUGACUCGUUCAAAUUAUUAUCAUUAUUAGUGUGGUCAUUGAUUUGAUCGUCCGAGUCACUCGUGGAAAUCUAUUUAGGUCUACCACCCUUUUUUUAAUUUGGGUGACAAUAAUAUAAAUAUUCUAGUUCGUCAGCUGGAAUUUGAAGUAGGAAAGUUCAGUUUCUCAAAUUGUUUAGUUUUGCUUUGAAUUCUGUUAGUGCAAUACAGGCACUCUUUUCGAUAACUUGAAAGAUGUUUAAGCUUGUGGGAUUCAACAGCAUUUGUAACUUUUUCUCUCAUAAUUCAAACUUUCUUUAGGGUCCAUUUUUAAGGAUUUCUAGGGACGACGCAGAGGUUUGAAAGCUGCUUAAACUCUCUUAGUUUAUUUGUUCCAACAAUGGGCUGUCAGAGGGAGGGUGAUGCAGGAAGGACACAUGGCUUUUAUAGAGCUCAUGAUGACAGUGGUAUUGUAAGAUCUCUACAUGCCAACAUUAUUCCUCUUUUGGUAGCAGUCACUGCAGCUUGCUUCAUGCUAUCUAUUCCUUUAUCAGUAGUCAGCAUCAAUCUUGACAUUGUGCAUGAAGUACCUGAAGGACAUGUUGGCACCUAUUGGCGGGGUGGUGCUCUGUUGAAAACAAUCACUUCUCCAGGUUUCCAUCUUAAGAUCCCUUCCUUGACUCGGUAUGAACCAAUCCAAGUGACCAUUCAAACAGAUAAGGUGACAAACAUACCAUGUGGUACAAAAGGUGGAGUAAUGAUAUACUUUGAGAAGAUUGAGGUAGUGAACCGUCUUCGAAAGGAAUAUGUUUAUGAGACAGUAAGAAACUACGGUUUGAAAUAUGACAAGACUUGGAUAUAUGACAAAAUUCAUCAUGAAAUUAAUCAAUUUUGUAGUGCACACUCUUUACAGGAAGUCUAUACAGACAUGUUUGACCAGAUUGAUGAGAAAAUGAAAGAAGCAAUUCAAGCUGAUUGUCUAUGUUAUGCCCCUGGCAUUGAGAUUAUUAGUGUGAGGGUGACAAAACCCACAAUUCCAGAAAGCAUUGCUCGUAAUUAUGAGCAAAUGGAAGAAGAACGCACAAAGGUUUUGAUAGUGAUGGAGAAGCAAAAGGUGUUGGAAAUGGAGGCUGAGACAUUAAAGAAAAUUGCUGUAACAGAAGCUAAGAAAAAUUCAGAGGUCAGCAGGAUUAUUAUGGAGCAAAGGUUAAUGGAGAAAGAGAGCAUAAAGAAGCAACAAGAGAUAGACAAUGAAAUGUACUUGGCUCGUGAAAAAAGCCUUGCAGAUUCCAACUAUUACAAGGUCAUGAAGGAAGCUGAAGCAAACAAGCUAAAACUUACUCCUGAAUUUUUGGAACUGAAGUUUAUUGAGGCCAUUGCAAAGAAUUCAAAAAUGUUUUUUGGAAACAAGGUGCCAAAUAUGGUUUUCGAUCAGAGACUAUUAGGAAACUUUCUGACCCAAACUGUAAAACAGAGAAAACAAGAAUCGGAAGAAGACUAAAUAACCUUUGCAAUUCACUCAGAAUAUCAUUGAAUUUGGAGAUUACUGGCAUUUUAUGUGAAUGGAAUGCACAGCUAGGUCUAUUUUGUGAGGAAUUAAUGGCAUUUAUUCUCUUUUGAAAGCACCUAUAUAAAUGAGUUGAGUGGAAGUCGAGUUAGGAGUUGAAAAGAGGUUUGUUUUUCAUUUUGGUUUUCAUCUGUGAGAUGUAGGUGAAGCUCAUUCCUUUUUCUACUAAAAAAUGAUCAUGCAAAAAGAAGAGAUUAAUGCAACUCUAGUUGGAUUUUGGAGAGAUCCUCAUCCUUGGGAUCCAUGAGGGUUUAUUAGGACGUCUUUUCUAACAACUUAGGGUGAUAUUAGUUUCAUGGUUUUUGUUGCUUAUUUGACUCCAAAAAUCUAAAAUUUGUAGAAUUUGUUUGAUCUUCAUAAAUAAAGAUGAAAAGCUGAUCAAACUUUAUUUGGAAAAGUUAUGU